Molecule: messenger RNA, 2111 nt
Organism: Prosopis cineraria
Lineage: Eukaryota; Viridiplantae; Streptophyta; Magnoliopsida; Fabales; Fabaceae
Product: CBS domain-containing protein CBSCBSPB3-like
Exons: 14
Coding region: 199-1833 (544 amino acids)
Molecular function (GO): protein binding
Source: RefSeq, a predicted model, not a curated record
GUUUGAACCUGGGGUGGCCUGACGGAAGAAGGGAGAGAGGGAAGGUUGAACUGUUGAAGCCACAGCCUCAGGCCUCAUCCACAGCCACAGCUGGUAGGGGAGGGAGAAGAACCCUAACCUCUCUGUCUCUCUCUCUCCUCGCCUCUCUCGCGCAUAGGUUGAUCAGACCCCAGCGCAGAAGACUCAAUCUGUUGGAAAAUGAGUGGUCAUAUUCCUCCUCCUGGUUCCAGAAGGAGCAGUUCGAGCCAGAAGCGUGCACCAUCCACGGCUUCCAAGAAGUCCGUGCCGCUCGAAAAUGGAAGCAAUGGAAAUGGCACUGCCACCAAACCCUCUUCUCCGCCUCCGCAACCGGCUGUUGGGGGAGAAAGGACAGUGAAGAAACUUCGGCUGUCCAAAGCACUCACAAUUCCUGAAGGGACGACAGUGUCUGAAGCAUGUAGAAGAAUGGCAGCUCGCCGAGUUGAUGCUGUUUUGUUAACUGAUUCCAAUGCAUUGCUUUCAGGAAUUAUUACUGACAAGGACAUUGCUACUAGAGUCAUAGCUGAAGGGCUACGGCCAGAGCAGACAAUAGUGUCGAAGAUAAUGACUCGGAAUCCUAUAUUUGUUACUUCAGAUUCACUAGCUCUUGAAGCCCUUCAGAAGAUGGUUCAGGGUAGAUUCAGGCAUCUGCCUGUUGUGGAAAAUGGUGAAGUCAUUGCCUUGCUGGAUAUUACCAGAUGUCUAUAUGAUGCCAUAUCUAGGAUGGAGAAGGCUGCUGAGCAGGGGAGUGCCAUUGCUGCUGCAGUUGAAGGGGUGGAAAGGCAGAGAGGAGGCAGCUUAUCUGCUUCAAAUGCUUUCAUAGAAACAUUGAGGGAGCGCAUGUUCAAGCCUUCACUGUCAACUAUUAUUGGUGACCAUACAAAGGUUGCUAUUUCAUCAGCAUCAGAUCCUGUCUAUGUAGCUGCAAAAAAGAUGCGGGAUUUGCGUGUUAAUUCAACUGUUAUUGUUGAAAGAAACAAGAUUCAGGGGAUACUCACUUCAAAGGACAUUCUUAUGCGGGUUGUGGCUCAAAGUCUAUCUCCUGAAUUAACUCUAGUUGAAAAGGUAAUGACUCCAAACCCUGAAUGUGCAUCAUUGGAGACAACGAUUCUUGAUGCACUGCAUAUGAUGCAUGAUGGAAAGUUCUUACAUCUUCCUGUGGCGGACAGAGAUGGAUACGUUGCUGCUUGUGUGGAUGUUUUGCAGAUAACUCAUGCUGCAAUUUCAAUGGUUGAAAGUAGCUCCGGAGCUGUUAAUGAUGUGGCAAACACAAUUGUGCAAACAUUUUGGGAUUCCGCACUUGCUUUAGACCCACCGGAUGAUUAUGACACUCACAGUGAUGUCUCUGGGUUCAUGGCUUCAGAAGCAGCAGAGACUGCAAAGUCUACAUAUCCGUCUGUUGGCUUUGGGAAUUCUUUCAUCUUUAAAUUUGAGGACCCUAAGGGCCGUGUACAUCGAUUAAACUGUGGGGCUGAGCAUCUAGAGGAGCUUAUGUCUGUUAUCAUGCAAAGAAUUGGUAAUGUUGAUGAUGAAGAACGUCCUGUGAUUAUGUAUGAGGAUGAUGAAGGUGAUAAAAUUCUUCUUGCAACUGAUAGCGAUUUUGUUGCUGCUGUUAACUACGCUAGAUCAGUUGGAGUAAAGGCGCUAAGGUUGCAUUUGGAGUUUGCCAAUUCAAACAAAUCAAUGGCUCCAGACUCUGUUACCGCAACAGCACAAAAAAGUAGUCUAUUAUCUAUGAGUUCAGCUGUUCUUGCGGGUGCUGUUGUUCUGACAGGCAUUGGCGUAUUGGUCUAUUUGAAGCGUUCCAAACAAUGAUUAGUUGCUAGUUUUGGAAGCAGCCCAUAAACUUGCCGCAUAAAAUUCAAGAGCUCUAUGGGAUUUCAUUUAAUUAAUUGCGAUAACGAAAAUGACAUGCAUCAAAAUAGUCGUUCUUUUUGGUUUAUUAAAUACCAUGGUUAAGCUUUGGGGAGAUACCAAGAUAGUGAAGAGAUGCCCUCAUCUCUUUUUUUAUUUUUGAUGUAGAUGGGAUGAGUAACCUCAUCAAAAUGUAAAGAUAAAAUCUUGGCGUUUAAUUUAAUACUUGCAAAUGUCUA